Lathyrus oleraceus (garden pea) is the source of this 561-nucleotide messenger RNA. RefSeq lists its product as uncharacterized. The record is from RefSeq and is a predicted model, not a curated record. Gene Ontology annotation, molecular function: nucleic acid binding; RNA-DNA hybrid ribonuclease activity. The transcript has a single exon. The coding region runs from base 1 to 561 and encodes 186 amino acids. NCBI's taxonomy places the organism in Eukaryota, Viridiplantae, Streptophyta, Magnoliopsida, Fabales, Fabaceae.
AUGUACAUAAGAGACUAUGAGAUUCCAAGCCCGGAAGAAGGACCCAAACCAGGAUCGCGGUGGACGCUCGUGUUCGAUGGUGCCUCAAAUGCAUUGGGUAACGGAAUUGGGGCUGUUAUAACUUCUCUAACGGACUUUCAUCUUCCCUUCACAGCAAGGUUAUGUUUCAAAUGCACCAAUAAUAUGGCGGAGUAUGAAGCAUGUAUCUUGGGAAUCGAAGCAGCUAUUGACCUAAGAGUCAAGAUUCUUGAGGUGUAUGGAGACUCGGCACUUGUCAUCUAUCAAAUCAAAGGAUAUUGGGAGACCCGCCAUCCCAAUUUAAUCCCAUACCGAGAGCAUGUCAUGAAGCUAAUCCCCUACUUCGAUGAGAUUAAUUUCCAUCAUAUUACUAGGGAGGAGAAUCAACUAGCUGAUGCCUUGGCUACUCUGUCAUCUAUGUUCAAGGUCAAGUGGGCUAACGAAUCACCUGCUAUUACAAUUCAACGUCUAGACGAGCCAGCACAUUGCUUAGCAGUUGAAGCAGAAACAGAUGGCGAGCCUUGGUUUUAUGACAUCAAAUGA